CAGCGCUUACAUAGUGAUUCUCGUAACUUUUUUAUGCAAUGGUUCGUGAUCAUUUAUUCGGUUUUGCUAACCAUUUUUUUCCCGUUGGAUCCCGUUUGCUGUGUGUGUUCUUCUGGCAUAAAGUUGAUUUUUCCGAUUAUUACAAGCUUCCAAUCAAACAAGAUUAAUCGCAUUCAGCUCUUCACUGCGAAUACGGUUAUUACAGAUCUUUCUGAAAAAUGCUCACUCUUCCUCAGACGAAUGGUCCGACAAAGUUUGUCCGUGGGAUCAUUCCGAGAAAGAGACGCUUGUAAAAACUCUUACAGCUCAUCGACCGAUACGCGAUUUAAAAAGAACUGAUUAAAACCAUCUACAACGAGAUUCUCGGUGGAAAGCUAAGACUGAGUUCAUCAAAAGGUCACUGUAAUAAUGCUCUAUUAGCAAUUUUUGGAAAAAGUAUGCAUUUCCAGUUACGGUGCACCCGGGCCUAAGUCGCAUGAUGGAAAUGGUGUAAAGAUGUGAUUUAAAGUUUUUGACAAGAAAAUUAAAUAUUGCCGAGGUGAGCUAACUCGCUG
Messenger RNA from Radiomyces spectabilis, 554 nucleotides. RefSeq lists its product as uncharacterized. Lineage: Eukaryota; Fungi; Mucoromycota; Mucoromycetes; Mucorales; Radiomycetaceae. The coding region runs from base 34 to 339 and encodes 101 amino acids. The transcript has a single exon. The record is from RefSeq and is a predicted model, not a curated record.